Racocetra persica is the source of this 483-nucleotide messenger RNA. The record is from the annotation of a GenBank genome assembly. Lineage: Eukaryota; Fungi; Glomeromycota; Glomeromycetes; Diversisporales; Gigasporaceae.
AUGCCGCACUCUUACGGUAUCCGCGCUCGUACGCGGUACAUGUUCUCUCGUAAAUUUCGAGAACGUGGAGCUAUCAAACUUUCAACUUACCUCAAGACAUAUAAGGUCGGCGAUAUCGUUGAUAUAAAGGCCAACGGUGCCGUCCAAAAGGGUAUGCCCCACAAGUUCUAUCACGGUCGCACUGGUAUCAUUUAUAAUGUAACAAAAUCUGCUGUUGGUGUUAUCAUUAAUAAACGUGUUGGCAACCGUUACAUUGAAAAACGGGUUAACGUUCGCAUUGAGCAUAUCAAGCAUUCGAAAUGCAGGGAUGACUUUUUACGUCGCGUUAAAGAAAAUGCAAUCAAGAAAAAAGAGGCUAGGGCUAAAAAUGAAAAGGUCAAUCUCAAGAGGCAACCACUAGCUCCUCGACCUUCUCAUUUUGUCUCAACCUCUAGGAAUCAUCCAACGAGCAUCACACCUAUCCCAUAUGAUACUCUAGUCUAA